AGUUGGGUCUCCAACUUGAAAGCAUGAUGGCACACUCUCAAGGAGCAUUGACAGUCACGUAUAUGUUAUCCAAUCCACCAACAAAAGUGCCGAUUACGUGGACUAGUACUAGUGUGUUACACCCAUGGUUAUCGCAUCAUGGAAUGAGGACCUACGCGAUGAAUUCUCCAACGUCUUAUGACCCAGUGGUGCAGCUCGACGGGAGAGACAGUCCGACUUUGAGAAAUGGUGAACUGUCUGGUCAUUACGAUAGAUUAGACAUUCCGAAAUUAGCUAAUAAUGGCCAAUACGAUAUGUCCGAUCAACCGGAUUUAACUAAUCACGAAAUAUUUGGUCCUACUACUAAUUACGAUGGAGCACAAGAAGUUAUCACGACUGAUACAGCCUUCCCAUCAGGAGGUUCAACUAGCUCUUCAUCUUUCCCGAAUUCCAACCAGGCAACCAAAUUACGCUUACGAUGUGGUCG
This is a messenger RNA of Paraglomus brasilianum, 466 nucleotides long. Lineage: Eukaryota; Fungi; Glomeromycota; Glomeromycetes; Paraglomerales; Paraglomeraceae. The record is from the annotation of a GenBank genome assembly.